AUGAAUAGUAGUAAUUUAACUAAAGAAGAAAAUAAGCUUUUACGUGAGCUUAGUGAAAAUAGAAAUAUCCGGGUAAUGAAACUGGAUAAAGGUGGUGGAAUUGUCCUUAUGGACAGCCACAAAAUGGGAAGCAAAACAAGUAAGAAGGAAAUAUCUGCUGAUCCAGCACUGCAGUUCAGGCCUCAUUUAAACAGCCACCCACAACAUGCUACAAAUAACAUUAUUCCUAUCGAUGACGCAGAGAAUGAGCCACAGUUUCAGCGUGCCAUUCCAACUAGAGCAUCAUUAAAGUGCCCACGGGGAUCAGUGGUCAGCUUCCACGAUAUUCAGUACUCUGUAAAAAUUGUCAGCGGACCUUUGUGCAAGCGAAAAGUGGUGGUGAAGAAAAUACUUCAUGGUGUCAAUGGCAUUAUGAGGCCAGGUCUGAAUGCUAUUCUUGGACCAACAGGAAGUGGAAAAUCUUCGCUACUGGAUGUCCUAGCUGCUAGAAAGGAUCCAUCUGGAAUGUCUGGUGAAGUGCUUAUAGAUGGCCAGCCACAGCCUCCUAACUUCAAAUGCAUCUCCGGUUAUGUUGUCCAGGAUGAUGUUGUCAUGGGCACACUGACUGUCAAGGAAAAUUUGUUAUUCUCUGCAGCUCUAAGGUUGCCUGAUUCAAUUAGCAAAGCUGAGAAGGAAGAGAGGGUUGACCAGGUCAUAAAUGAACUUGGCUUGACAAAAGUAGCAAAUUCAAAGGUUGGAACAGAGUUAAUACGAGGAGUGUCUGGGGGAGAGAGAAAAAGGACAAACAUUGGAAUGGAGCUUAUUACUGAACCUCCAGUACUUUUCUUAGAUGAACCCACAACUGGUUUAGAUGCUAGUACAGCCAAUGCUGUUCUAAUCCUACUCAAAAGGCUUUCAAGGCGGGGACGCACAAUUAUUUUCUCUAUCCACCAACCCCGCUAUUCCAUUUUCAAAUUGUUUGACACUCUUACAUUGCUGGCAAGUGGAAAAGUGAUGUACCAUGGCCCAGCUGCAGAAGCACUUGGAUUUUUCCAGUCUAUUGGUUAUGAAUGUGAAUCCUUUAACAAUCCAGCAGACUUCUUUCUUGAUGUUAUCAAUGGAGAUUCUACAGCAGUGACAUUAAACAAAGAAGAAACACUAAAGGAUGAUAUGUAUGAAACCAUUGAUUCAGAAACAAACAAAUCACAAAAUCGUGAGGAAUCUGGAGGAGAGAAUGCUGACCCAGAGCACAUCGACCAGUCCCUAGUGGAUAAACUAAGUAAUGAAUAUUUGAAGUCCUUGCAGUGUAGGAAUACAGAAGAUGCCUUGAAAGCAAUUGAAAAGAGCAGUGGUGGAAUAAAGAAAAAACGGACCAUCUUCAGACAAAUUACUUACGCUACAUCUUUCCCUGUUCAGUUUUACUGGGUUGCACAGCGUGCAUUUAAAAAUCUAGUAAGGAGUCCACAGGCUUCAAUUGCACAGGUCAUGGUAAGCAUUAUUUUGGGACUAAUCGUAGGAGCUAUAUUUUUUGGAGCACCACUGGAUACAAGUGGCAUCCAAAACAGGGUAGGCUCUCUAUUUUUCAUAACUACCAACCAGUGCUUUUCCAGUGUCUCAGCCAUUGAACUUUUUGUCAAGGAUAAGAAGCUGUUCAUACAUCAGUACAUUAGUGGGUACUAUCGAGUGUCUGCUUAUUUUCUUGCACUACUCGCAGGGGACCUUUUGCCUAUAAGGACAAUUCCAGCAGUUGUAUUUUCCUGUAUAACCUACUGGAUGAUUGGAUACCAGAGGCUACCUGGAAACUUUUUCUUCUUCAUGCUGACUUUAGUGUGCCUCUCCUAUACAGCCACUGCAAUGUCUUUGGCAAUCAGUGCUGGAAUGGAUAUAGUUGCCAUUGCAAACUUGAUGAUAACCGUCUGCUUUGUGUUCAUGAUUAUUUAUUCAGGUCUCCUCGUAAACCUUCCCAGUGUAAUGGGCUGGCUGAAUUGGUUGAAGUACUUCAGUAUCCCUCGAUAUGGCUUGACGGCACUUCAAGUAAAUGAAUUCAGAGGGCUGUACUUCUGUGGUGAAAAGCCAGUAAAUCUUACAGGUUUCCAAACUGAUUUAAAUAACUGCACUCAGAGUAGUUCAACAUUUACAAAAACGUGCUAUGGUGAGACCUAUCUGUGCAACCAAGGCAUCGGAAAUCAGGACUGGGACAUGUGGCAGAACAUUGUGGCACUAGUCUGCAUGACAAUAAUUUUCUUAGCAAUUACUUAUUGUAAAUUGAGAUUCAUGAGAAAGUUUACCUAGAUGAACAACAAAUCAUCAGAGCCAGAGAUGGCAAAAAGCUUGCACUCAAACACGUCUGUGUUUUUCAUUUGACCAACGUUUACUAACACGAGAAAUUUUGCAUUGUAAAAUUUGGUGCAAACUUCUAGUUGUAUACUAUGCUGCAUUUACUAAACUAUCUAAACUACUUAUCAGAAUGUAUGGAGAUGGAAUAUUGUAAAUAUUAGUGUAUUUUGUUUUGUAUAUAAUGUACAGCUUCAAAGAAACUGCACAAUACUAUAUGAAUAAGUUUAUAUGGCUUUCUGUCACUGACUAAAUAUUGUUCCAUCUUUACACUACCACUUUCUGAAACAACUAGAUAGCAUUUCCAAACAGAAUGCUAUCUUGGAAUAAGUGUUUUUUUUCAUUUUGUCUUGGGGUGAACUUAAGUUAUUUGGAGUUAGCAAAUUUGGUAAGCCUCAGAAUACUCAGAACUGCAUGGCUAAUAUCUUAGGUCCCUAAAAUGUGCCCAUACUUAGUAGCUUUGGAAGAUUAUUUUGGGAACUUCCAAAUGUUAAGAUAUAGAUCUAAAAUACAACCUGUGAAAUUAAAAUCUUUGCUGUAACACUUA
Molecule: messenger RNA, 2860 nt
Organism: Protopterus annectens (West African lungfish)
Lineage: Eukaryota; Metazoa; Chordata; Ceratodontiformes; Protopteridae
Product: broad substrate specificity ATP-binding cassette transporter ABCG2-like
Exons: 16
Coding region: 1-2271 (756 amino acids)
Cellular component (GO): plasma membrane
Molecular function (GO): ATP hydrolysis activity; ATP binding; ABC-type transporter activity
Source: RefSeq, a predicted model, not a curated record